UUUAGGGGGGAGAUAUUAUGAGGCUGGUGUCAUUAGGCGAUAGCCAUUGAAUCAUUCAAUCUUUUUUACUGACCGUAUUUUUUCGGUUUUUCCUUUUUCUCGAUAAUUUUCUUUCUCUCUCAGGUCAUUUCCAUGGUUUUCAGAUCCCCUUUAGAGCUUUAUCCCUCCCAUUUCUUCCUGCCAAACUUCGCUGAUCGCCCUGUGCUCCUGGCGAACAGCGCUCCCACCACCAGGUCUCCAGAAGACUUGUCCAUGUUUCAGCUACCGACCCUCAACUUCUCCCCGGAGCAGGUGGCGAGCGUCUGCGAGACGCUGGAGGAGACCGGGGACAUCGAACGGCUGGGCCGCUUCCUCUGGUCCCUGCCUGUGGCUCCGGGAGCGUGCGAGGCGAUCAACAAGCACGAAUCCAUCCUGCGCGCCCGGGCUGUGGUUGCUUUCCACACGGGGAAUUUCAGAGACCUUUACCACAUCCUGGAGAACCACAAGUUCACCAAGGACUCGCACGGCAAACUGCAAGCCAUGUGGCUGGAAGCGCACUACCAGGAGGCCGAGAAGCUCCGCGGUCGCCCCCUCGGACCGGUCGAUAAGUACCGGGUGCGGAAGAAGUUUCCGCUGCCUCGGACCAUCUGGGACGGCGAGCAGAAGACGCACUGUUUCAAAGAGCGGACACGGAGCCUGCUGAGGGAGUGGUACCUUCAGGACCCAUAUCCAAACCCCAGCAAGAAAAGGGAACUGGCUCAAGCCACUGGACUCACUCCUACACAGGUCGGAAACUGGUUUAAAAACCGGAGGCAACGAGACAGAGCCGCGGCAGCCAAAAACAGGCUCCAACACCAAGCAAUAGGACCGAGCGGUAUGAGGUCCCUGUCAGAGGCCGGCCUCACCCCUCACAGCUCGGCAGAGUCGCCUUCAACCGCGGCCAGUCCGACCACCAGCGUUUCCAGUAUGACAGAGAGAGUUGAUACUGGGACGUCCAUCCUGUCCGUCACAUCCAGCGACUCGGAGUGCGAUGUAUGAUACGGAGAAAAAAACACACAAAAACAAACAAAAAGAGAAAUAUUUACAGGGAAAAUGGACCUGAGAGGAAGAAAAAAAGACUUAUGAAAUAUCGCGGAUGAAAAAAGGACCGAUUCAUAUAAAUAUUAAAAU
Cottoperca gobio is the source of this 1149-nucleotide messenger RNA. RefSeq names its product SIX homeobox 3a (gene six3a). Gene Ontology annotation, biological process: brain development; regulation of transcription by RNA polymerase II; eye development. The record is from RefSeq and is a predicted model, not a curated record. The transcript is spliced from 2 exons. Bases 133 to 1017 code for a protein of 294 amino acids. Gene Ontology annotation, cellular component: nucleus; transcription regulator complex. Lineage: Eukaryota; Metazoa; Chordata; Actinopteri; Perciformes; Bovichtidae. Gene Ontology annotation, molecular function: RNA polymerase II cis-regulatory region sequence-specific DNA binding; DNA-binding transcription factor activity, RNA polymerase II-specific.